CCAAGCACCCUCAUGGCUAACUUCAAUCAACUUGUACUGGCUACAGGACCGUCACCCUGGCAGGGACCUGGCAUGCCGUCUAUGCAGUCAUCAUUCGUUGAGUCGCUGUCAUUCAGGCAUAUGACUGGGUUCCAACCGCUGCCUUUGAAAACCGCGGAAUUGCUCUCUUUUAGCGCUGCGGCCCUUAUAACUGCCUACACGGAUGGUUAUAGACCACUCACAGCUCCAUGCCGGAGUGUCACCCAGGCAAAUCCAAACGAAUUGGUGUGCCAAAAUGGACGAUAUCAUGAUAUAGUGAUCAACCGUAAUAUGUACCUUGAAACCGACACCACCCGAUUCGACAAAUGGGGCAGUACGUUUGACAGGACUAUCAUAGUAGCGUACGACUCGGAUUGCACUAUGUCGACAAAGAUGUGUAUGUCUUUCAAAACCUAUGGCUUCACGGGCGGCUACGUCAUCUUUGACGUCCACUUCCAUUACCUGUGUUCAGCACCACCAGCAUUCGUAGAUCCCAAGGGUGACUUUGGCGUUGUGAAGUGGGCAAAAGUUAAUAUGCACAAGAACUACGCCGGGUUAGAAUGCGAGAAGCUCUGCUGAUAAGCUCAUGGGAAAAGAAUGUGAUUAUCAUUUGUAUGCGGAUUAUUGUUUACAUGGCCGUGAAGCAAUCUGCUGUGAUAUGAUGCAAUAUAUGAUAUUCCAACCAUGA
Molecule: messenger RNA, 706 nt
Organism: Ornithodoros turicata
Lineage: Eukaryota; Metazoa; Arthropoda; Arachnida; Ixodida; Argasidae
Exons: 5
Coding region: 13-597 (194 amino acids)
Source: RefSeq, a predicted model, not a curated record